Nematolebias whitei (Rio pearlfish) is the source of this 2527-nucleotide messenger RNA. RefSeq names its product nuclear factor, erythroid 2-like 1b (gene nfe2l1b). The record is from RefSeq and is a predicted model, not a curated record. Lineage: Eukaryota; Metazoa; Chordata; Actinopteri; Cyprinodontiformes; Rivulidae. The transcript is spliced from 5 exons. The coding region runs from base 1 to 2403 and encodes 800 amino acids. Gene Ontology annotation, molecular function: RNA polymerase II cis-regulatory region sequence-specific DNA binding; DNA-binding transcription factor activity, RNA polymerase II-specific. Gene Ontology annotation, biological process: regulation of transcription by RNA polymerase II. Gene Ontology annotation, cellular component: nucleus.
AUGCUUUACCUGAAAAAGUACUUCACAGAGGGCCUGAUUCAGUUCACCAUCCUUCUGAGUCUCAUUGGGGUGCGGGUGGACGUUGACACCUAUCUCAGCAAUCAGUUGCCCCCGUUAAGAGAGAUCAUCCUGGGGCCCAGCUCAGCCUACACCCAGACGCAGUUUCACAACCUCCACAACACGCUGGACGGCUAUGGGAUCCAUCCAAAGAGUGUGGACCUGGACCAUUUUUUUACUACACGGCGGUUGCUAAACGAGGUGCGCCAGCUGGAUCGCCUCUUUGUGCCCAGUACCGAGCUCGAUACCUGGCUAGUGCAUCGUGACACCGAGACCGUGGUUUCAGCCAGCAGUCAGUCCAGCCCCAGUAUAACCCUGGACAAUGGGGCCAGCCUAGAGGACAUUAACAACAUAGACCCUACCCCGGCCAUGAGGGGAGGAGGUGGAACACCUGAAUCCACGUACAACUUGAACGCAGCGGACAGCAGCCUGGGAGCCGUGGCCCCAGAAGGAAACCAGGAGCAGGGCAACAGAAAUGGCAACGACGACCUCACCAAAGAGGACAUUGACUUGAUAGACAUCCUAUGGCGACAGGACAUUGACCUUGGUGCUGGAAGAGAAGUGUUCAGCUACAGCAACCGUCAGAAGGACACCGAGGAGGAGAAGCCCAACCCUCAGGAGAACAAAGAUGGCAACGAGGAACAAGAGAGCUGGAGGAACGGCAUAAACUUACAGGGGGCUCAACCGGUGGACGGGGAGACGGGAGAGAGCAUCCCAGAGCAGCUGACAGGUCUUGGCUCACAGACUUCACUGUCACUACAGGAGUGCUUGAGGCUGCUGGAGGCCACGUUCCCUUUUGGAGAAGAAGCUGAGUUUCCGGUCGCAGUUGUUAACCCAGAAAUACAAGUGUCCAAUGAGGAGGUUCCUUCCACGUCUCAGAGCCUCCUCCUGGCGCCUCCGCUGCCCCCAGCUGAGCCACAGUUGGACCUGGAGCAGCAGUGGCAAGACAUCAUGGCCAUCAUGGAGCUGCAGGCGAUGGAAGUGAACGACACUUCGCUCCAAACCAGCUCCAGCAGUGGGAGCACCACGAACGAGACACCCGACUCCAACACGGUGGGAAACUUUGGACUUUCCACACGUCCCACACCAGUAAACCAGGAUGUGAGCCUCCACCAGGCUUCCCUCCCCAGCUGCAGCCAAGACUUCCCCCACAUUUUCAACCCUCAGCUGGACUCUGCAAGCGUCACCCCACGGCCCAGCAUGCGCAGGCUGUCCUCCAGCAACUCCACCAACGUCAACUCCACGUUUGGAGCCACUAACCUGACUGGGAUCUUUCUCCCGCCCGUAAACAGUUCCAGCAACGUCACAUCUGCACCCAGCUUGUCCGAUCCAUUCACCACUCUGCUGGAGGAGUCCAUGCUGGAUGAGAUCAGCCUCCUGGACCUCGCCAUGGAGGAGGGCUUCAGCCAGGCUCAAGCCUCCCAGCUGGAGGACGAGCUGGACUCAGAUUCUGGUCUUUCUCUGGACUCCAGCCACAGCCCGGCCUCCCCAAGCAGCUCUGAGACCUCCUGCUCGUCCGCAGCUUCUUCCUCCUCAACUUCUGCCAACUUCUCUGAGGAGGGAGCUGUCGGCUACAGUAGUGACUCUGAGGUGGCCACCGUGGAGACAGAGGAGGGGGCCGUUGGGGGUUACCAACCUGAAUUCAGCAAGCUCUGCCGUAUGAGCUACCAGGACCCCUCCCAGUUUCAGAACCUCCCUCAGCUCGACGGCAUCGGCCACAAUCACACUUACAACCUGCCGCUCUCCUCUGCCUUCGCUGAGCACCCCGAGCUUCCCGUUUCGACCGGGAAGAAGACGGUUCACAGCAAACACAGCUCGAAGCUUCAGCCUCCUCAGGACCUGCUCGACAAACACUCGAGUCGUGACGAGCGCCGAGCGCGGGCCAUGAAGAUCCCCUUGUCCAACGAGAAGAUCAUCAACCUCCCCGUUGAAGAGUUCAACGAGCUCUUAGCCAAGCACCACCUGAGCGAAGCCCAGCUCGCCCUCAUCCGCGACAUACGCCGGCGCGGCAAGAACAAGAUGGCAGCCCAGAACUGCCGCAAGCGCAAGCUGGAGACCAUCAUAAACCUGGAGCAGGGCGUCCAAGACCUGAGGCGCGACAAAGCCCGUCUGCUGAAGGAAAAGAUGGAGUUCCUCCGCUCCAUCCGGCAGAUGAAGCAGAAGAUGCAAACUCUGUGCCAAGAGGUUUUCAGUCAGCUGCGGGAUGAGGAGGGCCGGCCCUAUCCUCCCAGCGAGUACUCGCUGCAGUACGGCGCCGACGGCAGCGUGCUGAUCAUGCCCCGCAGCGUGACUGCCGCUCAGCAGAACCGUAAGCCCGAGAAGAAACAAAAGGACAAAAAGAAGUGAGGGCGGACACAUUCUAUCACUUUGCUAAAAUCAGUAAGAAAGAUUUGUGCAGACGCGAGAGAGAUGCCCUUUUUUCUUUGAGAAGAUUCUGUUGGAAGAAAAAUGGCGUUACUGCUCCUCCUGC